CCUCCUCCUCCUCCUCCUCCCCUGUGCAAUUUGUCCGGAGAUGGCAUUUUGGCUUGAGGUUCAUUGACUGAGAAGAGAAAUGAAGCCCAGGCAGUCCAGAUGGUUGCCUGAUCUCCAGGUAUUCCACAGAUUUCUGGCUGCAGCUCUAAACAGUUCACCAGCAGACAUUCUACUGCUGCCAUUGCAUAGAUUGUGGAGUACUACCAGACCGAGCCUAUAGCAGUCAGAAUGAGUAUGAUGCCUUUGGGGGCAUUCCUUCUCUUUGCUCUGUGUUUCCUGGGGGCAGUCAUUCCACAGGGACUACCGUAUGCCACCUUUUCACACAAUGCCACCAAAUUUCUUCAUUUGAUUAUGGAUCCUGACUCUGGAAGACUCUAUCUGGGGGCCACAAAUUACCUUUUCCAGCUGACAUCCAGCCUGGUGGUGGAGGAGGCCGUUUCCACGGGGCCUUCCUUGGACAGCAAGGACUGCCUUCCGCCUGUCACCAAGCAGGAGUGUCCCCAGGCUCAGGAAACGGACAACUACAACAAGCUCUUGCUGGUCAACUCGCUGGAGAAGGAGCUCAUCGUAUGCGGUAGUGUGUGGCAGGGAAUCUGUGAGAAGAGAAGCCUCGACUUCAUUAACCACGUCCUUUUCCAACCCCGAACUCCAGGAGACACGCAAUAUGUGGCAGCAAAUGACCCAAAUAUUUCCACCGUGGGGCUAAUAGGAUACUCCAAAGACAACGUGCCAGUUCUGUUUGUGGGCCGAGGGUACACCAGUCGCGGGGUGGGAGGUAGCAUUCCUCCCAUUACAACUCGCAAUCUCCGGCCACACCCAGGAGAGGUGGCCGGACCAGACCUUCACUCCAUCUUCUCGUACGAGGAAACGGCAAAGCUGGCUGUGGGCCGACUCUCGGAAUAUAACCACCAUUUUAUCAAAUCUUUCACUCACGGCUCCAGCGUUUACUUCUUAUUCUACCGGCGUGAUAUUAAGUCGCACUCCCGCGAGUACAGGACCUACAUUUCGAGGAUCUGCCUGGACGACUCGCACUAUUACUCCUAUGUGGAGCUACCUUUGGUCUGCCGGAGCGGGGAGAAGAGUUACAGUCUCCUGCAGGCUGCCGAUGUUGGAGAGGGAGAUGCUGGUGCAGCUCAAGGAGGGGUGCUUUUUGCCGCCUUCUCUGCCUGGCAGGCUUCUUCGGGGAAGCUGAGAGAAGAAUCUGCACUCUGUACUUAUACAAUGGACGAGGUGGAUCGCCUCGCCACCCAGACCAGGGACCUUUGCUACACAAAUGAUGGGGAAUUGAAGAAUGGCGAACAGGUGGCUUAUAUAGAAUAUGACGUCAACUCUAACUGCGUCCAGCUGUCCUCGGACACUUUGGACGCCUACCCCUGUGGCUCAGACCACACCCCCAGUCCUAUGGCCAGCCGGCUGCCGCUUGAAGCAACUCCGAUCCUGGAAAAGCCAGAUGCCCGUCUAACCGCUGUAGCUGUCAGCACUGAAGACGGACCCACUGUCAUUUUCCUGGGGGACAGCAAAGGUCGACUGCACAAGGUCUACUUGGGAGCAAUGGGAACCACCAACCUGUAUGCUUCUCUAGUGAUCCAGCCCAACAACGCAGUGAGCAGAGACCUCUUUUUCGACCAGCCCAAGAAGCACCUGUAUGUCAUGACUCAGUCUGUGGUGGCCAAGAUCCCCAUAUUUGAAUGCUCACAGUACUUGGAUUGUGAAUCGUGUUUGGCCCAGAAGGACCCAUAUUGCGGUUGGUGCGUUCUCCAAGGAAGGUGCAGCCGUCGUUCCGAAUGCUCCCGGUUCAAAGUGAGUGAGCAGUGGCUCUGGGGCUUUAAUUCCAGCCAGCAGUGUCUGUCCAUCCACUCCCUGAGCCCAGCCAGCAUCAGCCGAGAAGAACAGAAAAAUAUAUUCCUGACUCUUUCGGAUUUGCCUGCCCUGCGGGACGGAGAGUCCUAUUCGUGCUUCUUUGAAGAGUAUGAGAGCCCAGCGGUGCUGAUAGGGUCAGGCCUCAUGUGCCCUUCACCAGAUCCCAGCCAAGCCCCAAGCUUGAAAGCAGGAACCGACCACAUAACCAUCCAGCUGGUGGUGCGCUUCCACAGUGUCUUCAUUGCUUCAACCGCUUUCUCCUUCUAUGACUGCAUGGCGGUGGCUUCUCUGAGGAAGUCGGCACCGUGCCAGGGAUGUGUGAGCAGCCACUGGGGGUGCAAUUGGUGUGUCCAUCAAUACCGCUGCACUCAUAAAUCCAACUGUGAAGAAGGAACCAUUAUCUACAAUGAGAGGGCUCAGAUACCACACUUUACCCUGCUGCCAUCCUCGGCCAUGCCAGCCGCAGCCGUGUCCCCCUCGUCUUCGCCCACCGUGGCUCCUGAACCCACUGUUCUCUCAGUUGCGCCUGUGGCUACCUCCACCCCCAGCCCCACCACCAUACCCGUUCUCCCCACCACCCCACCCGCAACGUCGGUCAUGACGACUCUGCAGCCAGAAACCCUCAGUCCCACACACGCACCAUCACCCACAACCGCAGAUGCGCUCACCUCACCGGAGACAACCGCAGACUCUCUGACGCUGCCCCCAACUGAAGUGCCUACUACUGCUAGCCCUACCUCUGAGCCCGUCUCUGGCAGCCAACCGGAGACAGCUGGCCCCACAACACACCCUACCUCAGAACCGGUUGUUGUUCCCCAAGAGUGGCCCACCGAUUCGUCCUCCACUGCCCUCCUCAGCACUCUGCGGCCUACUGUGGAGGCCCAAACGCCUUCCCCAGAUGCUGAAAACUCCACCGCUCUGCCUCCGGUCCCAGACGCCCCGACAUCUCCCGUCCCAACUCCUGUCACCUCCAACCUAACAGCAAAUGCCUCCACCUCUUCCACUGACUUGCCACCUGAAGACCUGGAGACCGAGCUGCCUGUCUCUGAGAUGCCCCCUCCUACAGGCCUUCCAGACUGGCUUCCUCCUGGGGACAGCACGGAAUCCACGGACAGCGAGGAAUGGCUGGGCUCGCUGCCCUCUGAGAAUGACACGUCCUCCUUCUCUGCCUCCAUCCUUCUCUCAGGCGACGGAGACUCCUCAGAGAGUGACAUUUCUGAUUUUCCCAGAAUCCUGAACCCAGGGCUGGACUACCAGUAUGAUGCACCUGGAUUUCUGGACUUGAACGAGGAGUUCAACUGGGGCCCGGCCGCCUGCCCCUGUGUGAGAGGCAUUCAGGGGCCCUCUCUGUUGCCGGUCAACGUGCAGCGAAAGAUCACGCUGAUAGGGAGGAACUUCCACCUCUACGAGGACCGGCUCCAGGACUACGAAUGCGCGUUGGUUUUGGAAGGGAAGACCUUGGUGAUGGAGGCUUAUAUUGAGCAGGACGAAACCAAUCCAUCCCUUUGCUAUAUCACCUGCCAGCUGCACCAGUACAGCUAUUCAGCCCCACAACUUGAAUUCAACGCAGUGGUUUUCGUGCAGAGAAAGCGAGGGCUCCGUGUGGACAGCAUAGAAGAUCUUCAUGUCACCCUGUACAAUUGCUCCGUGGGACACUUGGACUGCAGCCGCUGCCAGACCGCCGACAUCAAGUACAACUGCGUGUGGUGCGGUGGGAAGCAGCCCAGCUGCCUGUUCCGGGAUUCCUGUAAAGAAGAGGUCACAGACACGUGUCCGGACCCGCAGAUUCAUGCUGUUUAUCCCUUAAACGGACUGGUCGAAGGCAGCACCAGAAUCACCAUCACCGGGUCAAACCUUGGGCAGAAACAUCAAGAUAUUGCAGAGACGGUCAGUGUGGCAGGAAUCCCUUGCAAGGUUGAUGCUCUGGUGUACGAGAUCUCUAGCAGUAUCGUGUGCACCACGGGCGUAAGCAGCACAGAGAGGUCCGGGCAUGUGGUCGUGGAGGUUCCCGGAGGAGGACAGGGCAUCUCUGGUCAUGUGUUCACUUACCAGAACCCGGAGCUGAAAUCUAUUUCUCCAUUGCGAGGCCCCAAGGCUGGCGGGACGCUCCUCACACUGACGGGCUCCAAGCUACUGACCGGCAACCCCAGCACAAUCAGCAUUCUGAUUGGACACUUCCCUUGCUACAUUCGUUCUGAGAUGCAAGAGGAUAAGCUGCAAUGCCUCACGAGUCCCAGUAACACAUCCAUGGAGCUCCCGGUCACAAUCAAGUAUGGGGAUCAGGAACGGCUGGGGGAUUCCCUCUUCAAAUACACCUUAAACCCCAACAUCACAUAUGCAGAACCAGCCAAGAGUUUCCAGAGUGGCGGGAGAGAGAUCCGAGUUUGUGGGCAUAAUCUCGACGUCGUGCAGGGGCCAAAAAUCCGUGUCACCAUUUCACCAUCGGAGCGCCGACGCCGAGGCCUGGGGAGGUGGCGUCGGAUUAUCCCGGAAACUGAAUGCUCAGAGAAUGCUCUCUGCAGCGUCGAGCGAUUUGAAGAGCCAUGCGAGGUCAACUCCUCCAACCUCAUACUGUGCAGAACACCGGCCAUUAAGUCAUUGUCCCACUCCAUCCAAGUAAAACUGGAGUUCGUCCUGGAUAAUCUCAGUUUUGACUUCAACGCAUUGCAUCCGAUUGGCUUCUCUUACGAGGUUGAUCCCUUCCUGAAACCCCUCAACACAGAGGACCAUACCAAACCCUACCGCCACAAGCCCGGAAGCGUCAUCUCUGUGGAGGGAGAGAAUCUGGACCUGGCCAUUAGCAAAGAAGAGGUGAAAGCCAUGAUUGGAGUCGGGGUUUGCUCGGUCAAGACCCUCACGAAGAACCACCUCUACUGCGAACCCCCCACUGAGCAACCAGCGCCUCAACACCGGGCCAAGCGGGAGGGGACAGAAACGCUGCCAGAGUUCACAGUGCAAAUGGGGAACAAGAACUUCUGGCUGGGCCGUGUGCAAUACGACACUGAGAGUCAGCUCACCUUUCCCCUGGAGGCCCAGAUUGGCUUGGGCGUCGGGGCCUCCUUCGUUGCUCUGAUCGUGCUCAUCAUUGUCUUCAUCUACAGGAGAAAGAGCAAACAGGCCCUGAGAGAUUACAAAAAAGUUCAGAUCCAGCUUGAAAAUCUGGAAACCAGUGUGCGGGACCGGUGCAAAAAAGAAUUCACAGACCUCAUGACAGAGAUGAUGGAUCUCACCAGUGACUUGGUUGGCACUGGGAUUCCCUUCUUGGAUUACAAGACCUAUGCAGAACGCAUCUUCUUCCCGGGUCACCGCGAGUCACCAUUACAAAGGGAUCUGGAUGUGCCAGAAUGCCGGAGGCAGACCGUCGAACAGGGCUUGGUUCAGCUCUCCAAUCUCCUCAACAGCAAGCUCUUUCUCACCAAGUUUAUCCAUACCCUGGAAAUCCAGCGCACCUUCUCUCCGAGGGACCGGGCCUACGUCGCCUCGCUGCUCACGGUCUCGUUGCACGGGAAGCUCGAGUACUUCACAGACAUCCUCAAGACGCUCCUGAACGACUUGGUGGAGCAAUACGUGGCCAAGAACCCCAAGCUGAUGCUGCGCAGGACAGAAACAGUGGUUGAGAAGUUGCUGACCAACUGGAUGUCCAUCUGCCUCUACGCAUUUGUAAGGGACUCUAUUGGGGAGCCUCUCUACAUGCUCUUCCGAGGGAUCAAGCACCAAGUAGAUAAGGGGCCAGUAGACGGGGUGACCGGGAAAGCUAAGUAUACCCUGAAUGACAACCGCCUUCUCCGAGAGGACCUGGAAUAUCGCACACUGACUUUAACUGCCUUGGCUCAAGCCGGGAGCACCGUGGGAGGAGGAACAGAGGGCGCCCAGGGCGUCGUGGUGAAGGGACUGGACUGUGACACCAUCACCCAGGUGAAGGAGAAGAUCCUUGACCAGAUCUACAAAGGGACACCUUACUGCCACCGACCAGACCCAGACUCGCUUGACUUGGAAUGGAGAUCAGGGCUGGCUGGGCACCUCAUCCUCUCUGACGAGGACGUGACUUCUGUCGUCCAGGGCAACUGGAAGCGUCUCAACACACUGCAACACUACAAGGUCCCUGAUGGAGCCACGGUUGCUCUUGUUCCUCGUAUGACCAAGCACCUCCCCAGGGAGAAUCAGGAUUACAUCGCUGGAGAGAAGACCCCAAUGCUAGAGGAUGCCGAUGAGGGCGGGAUGAAGCCAUGGCACCUGGUGAAACCGACCGAGGAGCCUGAGCUGCCGAAACAUCGUCGAGGGAGCCUGCGGGAGCGAGAGAGAGCCAAGGCCAUUCCUGAGAUCUAUCUCACCCGCCUCCUCUCCAUGAAGGGGACACUGCAAAAGUUUGUGGACGACUUGUUCCAAGUGAUCCUCAGUACCAGCCGCCCCGUCCCGAUGGCUGUGAAGUAUUUCUUUGAUCUGCUGGAUGAGCAAGCACUGAAUCACGGGAUCACAGACCCAGAGACCAUCCACAUCUGGAAGACAAACAGCCUGCCCCUGAGGUUCUGGAUCAACAUUAUCAAGAACCCCGAGUUCGUCUUUGACGUGCAGACGUCGGAUAACGUGGAAGCCGUGCUCCUGGUCAUUGCUCAGACCUUCAUGGACUCCUGCACACUCGCCGACCACAAGCUGGGUCGGGAUUCCCCCAUUAACAAGCUGCUCUACGCCCGUGACAUUCCACGCUAUAAGCAGAUGGUGGAAAGGUACUAUGCAGAUAUUCGCCAGACCAUCUCUGCCAGCGACCAGGAGAUGAAUUCCGCCCUGGCUGAACUAUCACGGAAUUACUCAGGUGAACUCAAUUCCUUGGUGGCGCUGCACGAACUCUACAAGUACAUCAACAAGUACUAUGACCAGAUCAUCACUGCCUUGGAGGAGGACCCGACGGCACAGAAGAUGCAGCUGGGAUACCGCCUGCAGCAGAUCGCCGCAGCAGUGGAGAACAAAGUCACAGACUUGUGACGUGCACAGAGGGACAGUCAGGCCGAGACGGGGGGGGGAGCAGGCGGCACCCGUUGCAGUCAGGACCAGACACUCCACGUGGAGGUGGACAGAGGAAGCAGCCGCAGAUCAGGAAAGGCCCAGCGAGAGGGGCCGAGGGUGCCAGCGGACUUUGUUUUUUAUACAGACUUUUUAAAAAUAAUAAUAAUAAAAAUAAUGAUGAUGGUGAUGAUAAUAAUGAACGCUAGGGAAAUCCUCCCUAAACAGAACCUGGGUUCCUCCAGAUGGGCUGAGCCAAGCGGCCAGGAGGCCUGUUGUCGUGAAUGUGCCAAGGGGGUGAGAGACUAGGUGUGGGACGCCGGGGCGGGGGGACGCCGGAUCUUUGCCUCUCCCCUCUGCAGCCUGAAGACACUGCAAAGGACAGCUCAGGCAGGGGCCCUGAAGCUGCGUGAGCGUCUACAGACUCCCUUGGGCCCCGAGAGAGGACAUCCUCCUGG
Molecule: messenger RNA, 7316 nt
Organism: Elgaria multicarinata webbii
Lineage: Eukaryota; Metazoa; Chordata; Lepidosauria; Squamata; Anguidae
Gene: PLXNB1
Product: plexin B1
Exons: 39
Coding region: 229-6840 (2203 amino acids)
Biological process (GO): regulation of cell migration; semaphorin-plexin signaling pathway involved in axon guidance
Cellular component (GO): plasma membrane; semaphorin receptor complex
Molecular function (GO): protein binding; semaphorin receptor activity
Source: RefSeq, a predicted model, not a curated record